AACUGAGCCCACUUGGGAAGACCUGAGUAGAGAGGUAACACAGAUCUUUAACAGUAUCACUGUAAAGGCUAGACCAAGGAAACAGAUACCAAUGUGGAGAAAUUGGGCAGGCAAGAACCUCUGGGGACAGGUCACAGUCCUUCCGAGCUAUCUGAAUUGGGAGUCUAAGAUCAGAAGCAAGGGUAUACUAAAAGUACUAGGGAUAUGCUGUGAAGUAGGUACUGGGGUACGGGUGAACUCUGCAAGGGCAAGCUCUGUUAAUGUUCUGCAAAAUGGGUCAGAUAGUUAA
Paraglomus occultum is the source of this 289-nucleotide messenger RNA. The record is from the annotation of a GenBank genome assembly. Lineage: Eukaryota; Fungi; Glomeromycota; Glomeromycetes; Paraglomerales; Paraglomeraceae.